AUGUCGGGCAGCCAGCUCAACUUCGUUACCUUCAACCAGGACCACAGCUGCCUGGCGGUCGCAACCACCAAGGGCUUCCAAAUCUUCCACACCGACCCGUUCAACAAGAUCUUUAACAGCGAUGAGGGGAAUAUCACCAGCGUCGAGAUGCUGUUCUCGACCUCGUUGGUUGCCCUGGUCCGGUCACCACGGCAUUUGGUUGUGCAGAACACGAAGCGCGGCUCCGUGAUCUGCGAGCUCACGUUUCCCACCGCCGUGCUCGCCGUCCGGCUGAACAGGAGGCGGAUGGCUGUGGUGCUCGAGCAGGAGAUCUACGUCUACGACAUCGGCAACAUGAGCUUGCUGCACACCAUCGCGACAUCGCCGAACCCAAACGCCAUCUUCGCGCUGUCGCCCUCGUCGGAACGGUCCUAUAUGGCCUACCCCCUACCAAAACCGCGCGAGGACCAGGGCGGCGCCCGGCCUGCUCACGCGCCACCUCCAUCGGUCUUCGUACCGCCGACAUCCGGGGAAGUUAUUAUCUACGACACGAUAGUUGGGAAAGCCGUUAAUGUCAUCGAAGCCCACCGGUCGCCGUUGUGCUGUGUCGCCCUGAACAGCGAUGGCACGAGGGUGGCCACCGCCUCCGAGACCGGCACGAUUGUACGGGUCUUUUCUGUCCCAGAUGGCCAGAAAUUGUAUCAGUUCCGUCGCGGCACCAUCCCGUCGACGAUCUACCACAUGUCGUUCAACCUCAGCUCUACCCUCCUCUGCGUCUCUUCCACGACCGAAACCGUCCACAUCUUCCGCCUCGUUACUCCACAACACGCUAACGCCGCGGGGAGUUCGCUGGCUGAGACAGAUGCGACAGGGAACCCCCGGACUAACCGCUGGUCGCGGUCCAUGAGCAUCGACAGCGGCGAGUACUCCCCCAGCAGUAAUUCUGGCUCGUCGCCUCGCGGCGGCGACACUUUCGACUCGUCCGGGCCCAGCAGCAACAACGGUGCCUCUGCGACUAGGCGUCAAAGCGGCACCUUUGGCAACAUACUCCGGCGCUCGUCCCAGCUCGUCGGCCGCAGCGUGGCCGGCGCUGUCGGGUCUUAUCUCCCACAGUCGUUGACUGAGAUGUGGGAACCCCAACGUGACUUUGCGAGCGUCAAAAUCCCCAAUGGAGGAGGUGCUGGCGCGGGUGGGACACUCAUCGGAGGUGCUGCGGCUGGGCCCUUGCGCAGUGUCGUGGCGAUGUCGAGUAAUUCGCCGCACAUCAUGGUGGUCACGAGCAAUGGCGGGUUCUUUGUCUACAACAUUGACCUGCAUAACGGCGGCGAAGGGGUUCUCGUGCGGCAGUAUACUGUACUCGACACCAAGAUAGAUUCUUCGUUCUACGGCUCUUAG
Molecule: messenger RNA, 1374 nt
Organism: Dichotomopilus funicola
Lineage: Eukaryota; Fungi; Ascomycota; Sordariomycetes; Sordariales; Chaetomiaceae
Product: WD40-repeat-containing domain protein
Exons: 4
Coding region: 1-1374 (457 amino acids)
Biological process (GO): nucleophagy; protein lipidation; protein localization to phagophore assembly site
Cellular component (GO): cytosol; extrinsic component of membrane; phagophore assembly site membrane
Molecular function (GO): phosphatidylinositol-3-phosphate binding; phosphatidylinositol-3,5-bisphosphate binding; protein binding
Source: RefSeq, a predicted model, not a curated record